Messenger RNA from Triticum aestivum (bread wheat), 828 nucleotides. RefSeq lists its product as uncharacterized. The transcript is spliced from 2 exons. The record is from RefSeq and is a predicted model, not a curated record. NCBI's taxonomy places the organism in Eukaryota, Viridiplantae, Streptophyta, Magnoliopsida, Poales, Poaceae. Bases 77 to 562 code for a protein of 161 amino acids.
UUUGUCGCUUGACCCGCCUUAUCCAUUUGAGCGCCUAUCGAUCUGCCCUACCGUCUCAUUAGCGGCGGGGGCAACAAUGGCGGCGAUGCCGGCGGCGGCGGCUUGCAGCUGGCGCAAAGAUAUUGGCCGCGAAGACAAGAUCUCGCUGGACAGUGGCUCUUCUUCUCACCGGCCAACGGCGACGACGACAGUGGCCGGCUUCGUUUCCGUCGCGCGACGACCAUACUCAAAAUCAAAUCAAUGGUUCGCUCAUGUAUCUCUUCUUUCGGCUUCCAGGUGGCUGGCAUGGCCUGCCGCGUCGCUAGUGGAUGAGCGUCAUGCGAGAGAACAGUGGCGCCCAAUUCUUCCCAAUCGAUGGUGGAGUCUCGUCCAAGUUUCCAACCGUAAGCAGCUGGCCCACGAAUCAAAUGCUAAGUACCCGAUCGAUUGGUCUCAUUACCAUCUGCUUGCAUAUAUUCCUCAUGGAAGCAGUUUAAUCCCAUUGAGCCGGAUUGAUUCUGCCGGCUCUACUCUUCUGAAUCCUUUCAGUUUUCCAGAAUAUCCAAGGAUGCAAUGCAUGUAAAUUUGUGUGACUGAGGAGAGCCUCCAUGCGAUCUCCAGAAGCAUAGUUGUGUUAUCUGCAGUUUUCUGGCAGACAUAAUCCUUUUCUUUGUAGCAUAACCUUUUUGAAGAUCUAAAAGUAGUUGCAUAGUCCUUUUUGCUUGAUCGGUAUACAUGUUUCUAUUAAGAUGCGAAUUUAUGUACUCAUCUAGCAAUGCAUAUUAAGCAUGCUGGCCAGAUAGACCAAUACUUCCAUAUGAAGAAGCAGUAUACACUUCUUUGGCAAUA